AUGGCCGAUCUACAAUUCCUCGACAAAGUGAAAUGCAUUCUGAAUGCCUUUGAGGAUUCAGAUCUUACAGCCCACCAAUUUCUUCACGCGCUCCUAUUGACGAACACAUUUGAAGACCAUCCCGUCACGUUGUCGAUUAUUGAGGACCUCGACACUAUCCUCGACACCGUGAGCGCUGGUCGAGCGACUUCCGAUCAAGCCAGGCAGUGGGUUUUUCGAAGUGCGCAGAAAGGCUACCAAGCACAGGUGUUCCAGUUGACGAAAAAGGAGAGUGGGCUUCACUUCUCGCCUGGAAAGAUGACCAAUGCUCAGUUAAUGGAAAACAAGAUCGAGAAACUGUCAACGCAGAUGAAAGAUCACGCACCUGACCUUUGGAGACUCGUCGCGUAUCUCCUUGCGGCAGAUCCUGCAGCGGAGCGGAGGUGGGCAAAGCUUGCGUACAGGAAGGCGGGCUCUGGGACACAAAAAGCGAACCCUCGAUUGAAUGAUGGUGACAUCACGAUGGGAGAUGCUGUGGGAGAUGGGUCAGGGGACGAGAUGUUGGAGAACGGUGGCGACAUCGGAUUGAUUGAUGAAGAUGAAGACGCGCUGGAGAAUCUAACGGAACAGGUUGAACACCAGCUCAACUCCCUGAUUGUGAUUAAACAGGUGCUCUGCUUGAGUAUUAUGAUGCAUAGCACCAACCAGGAGUGCAACUCGCUGCAGAGCAUCAUUGGUGUUUUUCUUCACGCGUGUAAUGCGCCAGACGCCGUUCUAGAGCUCCUCACGCACCUGGGGGUUUCAAUCUCACCAUCGACAAUCAGUAACACUGUCUCAAACCUUUCUAAGGAGUCCAGCUCCAAAGUUCAUAAGCUUGGGAGGACCCUCCUCACGUUCCGAAAUUCCUGCCUUUUCCAACAACACCUCAUUUUGUUUUCCAAAUUUUCCGGACAGGGUAUUUUUUCCAAAAAUAGUGGUUCCUUGGCAGAAUGGGACCCAACGUUAGGUAUGAAGAGACUCAUCGAGUGA
This is a messenger RNA of Laccaria bicolor S238N-H82, 1008 nucleotides long. RefSeq lists its product as uncharacterized. NCBI's taxonomy places the organism in Eukaryota, Fungi, Basidiomycota, Agaricomycetes, Agaricales, Hydnangiaceae. The record is from RefSeq and is a predicted model, not a curated record. The coding region runs from base 1 to 1008 and encodes 335 amino acids. The transcript is spliced from 6 exons.